Molecule: messenger RNA, 786 nt
Organism: Parascedosporium putredinis
Lineage: Eukaryota; Fungi; Ascomycota; Sordariomycetes; Microascales; Microascaceae
Source: the annotation of a GenBank genome assembly
AUGGCGUCCCCGGAGUAUCAAAUCGUUGAGCUGACCGCAGCCGACUUCGAUGAAUGGUCCGCAGUUUUCCACGCUUACAUUGAGUUUUACAAGAGCACCCUCGAGGAAGAGCAGUACCGCAGGACUUUCGAUCGUAUCAUCGAGAAACGUGAAGGCCUGCAGUGCUUCGUCGUUAAGGAGGUAAACGGCGAGUCAUCGAGGAUUGCGGGGCUCGCCCACUUCUAUCCUCAGCAGACGACAUGGGGUGAAAAGAAGAUUUUAUUCCUGAAUGGCAAGUCCUCAUACAUCCCCAUUCCUAGCCCCUCGUCCAAAUCUGCUCUCCGAGGCAAGGGGCUGGGAAGGCGACUGAUAGAGGCGGUUACCGACGUGGCCAAGAAGGAUGGCCGUAGCUGCGUGCAGUGGUUGACCCAGCACGAGAAUCACACGGCCCAAAGGCUUUACAACAAGGUUGCGGAAAGCGCGUUCAAGGAAUAUCGGAUAAACGUCGUCUCUGCUGUGAUGGGAUCCAUGGAUAAGAACCCGCCGGGUAACCUCCGCCGUCUGUUGCGCAUGAUCUGCAGCGCCGCUACAAUGGGCGACAUGCGGAAACCCAUGCGCGAACUCUACGGCACGCCCGGGUUCUGGAUAUUCGACACCCAAGUGGAAAAUGCCAGCACAGCGCAACCCCUUCACGGCGGCGCGUGCCUUACAGUCGAUACUGGGGUUACAGAUGAACAGGACCCGAGGGUGGCCUCUGCCCAACGUGUGAGACUGGCCUCCGGGUUUUGGAUCAAGUACCUCUUGUGA